AUCUUCAAGUUUGUUGAGCCGUCUGCUGGUGGAGGUGGAGGUGAUAGGUUUUGUGGUGUAGGUAACCGCUAUUGCAUAGAAAAAAAAACAGUAUUUAUUGUGAAUCAAAAUGUCAACUGCAAAAGUACAAGAUAUGCCUCCCCCAGGAGGCUAUCAGUCAAUAAAGUUCGCAAGGAUACCUGCCAAGACAUAUUUUAGCGGUUCGACUAUGAUACUAGGAUACUUUGGAAUAACCGCUGCUGGAUUGUAUGCAUACUACUUGAACUAUCGUCUUAUUCGUCGUGAGGAGAUCGAGAUGAGAAGUGGACGACUUGCCGUUUUUCCAAUGUUGCUUGCCGAGAGGGACAGAGAAUACUUGAAACAACUCCAACGUAACAGAGAUGAAGAAGCUAGUCUCAUGUCUAAAGUAGAAGGCUGGGAAGUUGGUACAUACUAUGGAGAGCCGGUAUAUAAAACUCUUCCAAAAGACACUUUAGUGGACCCAAUGUACCAAGAAUAUUAUGCUCAUUCCUCAUAUGGAGAUGCAGUUCGACGUUACAAUCUGAAGAAUUGGUCAUAAAUGUAUUAAGAAGAUACAUUUUAAAUUAGUACUUGUACAUGUACAUGUUGUGGCAGUGUAAAUAUAUAAUAAAUGUGUAACUUCUUUUAUUGGAA
Schistocerca nitens (vagrant locust) is the source of this 654-nucleotide messenger RNA. It is a transcript of the gene ND-B16.6, whose product is annotated as NADH dehydrogenase [ubiquinone] 1 alpha subcomplex subunit 13. The coding region runs from base 110 to 559 and encodes 149 amino acids. NCBI's taxonomy places the organism in Eukaryota, Metazoa, Arthropoda, Insecta, Orthoptera, Acrididae. The record is from RefSeq and is a predicted model, not a curated record. The transcript has 3 exons.